Messenger RNA from Aphanomyces invadans, 1347 nucleotides. RefSeq lists its product as hypothetical. The transcript is spliced from 2 exons. The record is from RefSeq and is a predicted model, not a curated record. Gene Ontology annotation, molecular function: protein binding; RNA binding. Gene Ontology annotation, cellular component: catalytic step 2 spliceosome. Bases 27 to 1172 code for a protein of 381 amino acids. Lineage: Eukaryota; Oomycota; Saprolegniomycetes; Saprolegniales; Verrucalvaceae.
CUUCGAUACCACCAACAAGCUGGAAGAUGGGGGGUGGAAAGCGCCCGGCAUCGCCGACACAUGAGGAUUCCACCGACAGUGCGCCUUCAUCACCUCGGCAUCAAGCGCUCGCGCUUGCAAAGAAACCCAGGACGGAUGACAGCGAACCCUUCCCACGAACGUUGGAGAUUGUCCCUGUCGAUGCCAAAGUUGUGACGGUCACGUCUCGAACAGAUACGGCGCGCACGUCCGAUUUGCUCGCGCCAACUAUGCUUCUCACCGGACAUGGAGCUGCCGUGUAUUCGCUUGCAUUUAGCCCUUUGGGCAAGACGGCAGCAUCUGCAUCGUUUGACCGAUCCAUUUUCCUCUGGACCGUGUACGGAGAGUGCAAGAACUAUGCCGUGCUGUCUGGUCACAAGAAUGCCGUCCUGCAGGUGCAAUGGACGUACGAUGGUAGCUCGGUCGUGUCUGCUUCCGCCGACAAGACGGUCGGGUUGUGGGAUGCUGAAGCCGGCAAGCGCGUCAAGAAUUACCGAGGCCACUCGGCCAUCGUGAACAGCGUGUGUCCAGUGCCGAAGGGACCUCAAAUGCUUGCGUCGGGGUCGGACGACAGCACGAUCAAGAUCUGGGACGCCCGCAUGAAGCGUGAAGUUCACACGAUUGAAGAGCGCUUUCAAGUCACAGCAGUGUGCUUCGGCGACAAUUCGUACACAGUGUUCUCCGGCGGCGUCGACGGGCUCGUGAAGCAAUGGGACUUACGCAAGCCUACCGAGAACGGUGCCGCGGCUCCCGUCGAGAUUCUCGCUGGCCAUAGUGAGAUCGUCACGAGCUUGCAACUCAGUCCUGACGGGAACUUUGUCUUGUCCAAUGCGAUGGACAGCACAUUGCGCAAGUGGGACGUCCGGCCAUUUUGCGAAGGCGACCGGUGCCGCAUGGUGUACUACGGUGCGAAACACAGCAACGACCGCAACUUGAUCCGUGCGAAUUGGAGUCCAGACAUGAAGCACAUUGGGAGCGGCAGUGCCGACCGGUAUGUGUACAUUUGGGACGCCGACACCGGUGCCCUCCGGUACCAUCUCCCGGGGCAUGCGGGAAGUGUGAACGAAGUUUCGUUCCAUCCAAACCCGGCCGAGCCGAUCGUAGGGUCGUGCGGCAGCGACAAGAACAUUUACUUUGGAGAACUGCUUGAAUAAUCGCAUGGAACGAGUUGAAGAUUGCACAUGUGUCCUUGGAUUCUACGCUGCCACGUCGUACGUGGAGAUGUUCAAGUGAGGACAUUGCAAUAGGUGCAACGGGGACAGCGCGACGACGCGGUGAAGAGCGCCGGCGCCGCAGUAGAUGGCAUCGUCAUGCACCAGGGACGCAUCC